Protopolystoma xenopodis is the source of this 309-nucleotide messenger RNA. Lineage: Eukaryota; Metazoa; Platyhelminthes; Monogenea; Polystomatidea; Polystomatidae. The record is from the annotation of a GenBank genome assembly.
AUGUCUCUCAUCAAGGUCCAUCCAACAGUUUCGGAGUUCUCCUUGUCCCAAAACCUAAAAAAAAACACAUUAAACAUGAGGACAGGCCGUCAAGUCGGUUUCAUUUUAUGCUGCGAUGGCGACUGUAUUCGGAUGACUAAGCUCCGCCAUCUCAGCCUCAAGCCUGACCUGUUGUCCUGUUGCCUUGAUGUGAACACAAAUAAAGUUUCAGCAGUACAGCAAACCUUUACCGUCAAGGCGAUUCGACCGAUAACUAAUCUAAAGGAGGUGGUACAGACUUCUGGCUCUGGUUACUGCCAAUCUAAUUAG